Messenger RNA from Acanthosepion pharaonis, 822 nucleotides. The record is from the annotation of a GenBank genome assembly. NCBI's taxonomy places the organism in Eukaryota, Metazoa, Mollusca, Cephalopoda, Sepiida, Sepiidae.
AUGGUUUUUUUAUGCCUCCUCUUCUCUGUGCCAUUUUUUUCAGUGCCACCCCUCUCUGUGUCGUUUUUUAAAGCCACCCACACUAAUCUCCCCGUUAGUUUCUUCCAUGCCUCUCUCUCUCUUCCUUUUUCUUCAUGCCUCUCUCUCUUCCUGUUAGUUUUCUCUAUGCCUCUUUCUCUCUUCCUUUUAGUUUUCUUCAUGCCUCUCUCUCUUCCUUUUUCUCUAUGCCUCUCUCUCUUCCUGUUAGUUUUCUUCAUGCCUCUCUCACUUCCUGUUAGUUCUCUCCAUGCCUCUCUUCCUUUUUCUUCAUGCCUCACUCUCUUCCUGUUAGUUUUCUCUAUGCCUCUCUCUCUCUUCCUUUUAGUUUUCUUCAUGCCUCUCUCUCUUCCUGUUAGUUUUCUUCAUGCCUCUCUCACUUCCUUUUUCUCUAUGCCUCUCUCUCUUCCUGUUAGUUUUCUUCAUGCCUCUCUCACUUCCUUUUUCUCCAUGCCUCUCUCUCUUCCUGUUAGUUUUCUUCAUGCCUCUCUCUCUUCUUUUUUCUUCAUGCCCCUCUCUCUUCCUGUUAGUUUUCUCCAAGCCUCUCUCUCUUCCUUUUUCUCCAUGACUCUCUCUCUCUCUCGUCAUAUUAAUUUUUCCACGCCGUCGGUUCAUUAUCUAUCUAUCUAUCUAUCUAUCUAUCUAUCUAUCUAUCUAUCUAUCUAUCUAAUCAUAUCAGUCUUUUCAUACCGUCCUAAUUAUGUAUUUUCUCAUAUCAAUCUCCUCCUAUCUAUCUAUCUAUCUAUCUAUCUAUCUAUCUAUCUAUCUAUCUAUCUAUCUAUCUAA